AUGAGUAUUUCAAAAUCCCUGCUCUCAGACCACGCCGCACUUGAGUUAACUAUCCCCUACCACCCUCAUGUCACACAGCCUGUUUUGGGGAACCCAGUCAGUGAGCCCCCAGCCUCUCAUCACCUCCCUCCUACGAGCCUCGAUACCCUGGUCCAGGAUGCAUUGGCGGUGAUCCCAACAACUGCUCAGGCCAUUGACAACUUAUAUGGCCCAACCUUUGCAGAUAAUGGGACACUGACAGUGUACCUUGCUGCUUCUUGCUCACGCUGCAGAGAUGGUGCAACACAAGCUGCCCUCUCCUCCUACUGGGGUGUGAACAACAGCCACAAUGCCUGUUAUCAUAUCUCAGCAACUCCUAAACCCACUGCAAACCGCGCUAUUCUCUGUGCAACUAUACUGGCUCUUCAGGCUGCUGCUCAGAGGCCAGAGAAACAUCUUCUCCUCUAUACUUCCUCGGAGUAUCUCAUCCACUCUUUCUGCUUCUGGGCUGCGGAUAACGCGGAGCAUGCCUGGGAUUGUGCUCAUAGUGAUGUCAUAAAGCUGGCUGUCUCCCUCCUACGCAGUCGC
This is a messenger RNA of Lentinula edodes (shiitake mushroom), 567 nucleotides long. RefSeq lists its product as uncharacterized. Gene Ontology annotation, molecular function: RNA-DNA hybrid ribonuclease activity; nucleic acid binding. The record is from RefSeq and is a predicted model, not a curated record. The annotation marks the transcript as partial. NCBI's taxonomy places the organism in Eukaryota, Fungi, Basidiomycota, Agaricomycetes, Agaricales, Omphalotaceae. The transcript has a single exon.